CUUUGACAAAGGGACAAAUUUGUGUUGUUCAGGCUUCAGUGCUUGGAUCUGUACUCUCAAAUAUUUUGGUAGUGUUGAGGUCAUGUUUUCUCUUUGGUGGUAUCACCAUUCUUAAAGAAGGUCGUUUAGAACAAAAUUUUGAUUCAACUGCAGCACAAGCAAGUUCAAGUGUGAUGACUUUAGCAUGUAUUGUCUUAAUAUUAAAAACCCAUAAAGAUUUAUUCCAAACCGAAGAAAAUGAAGAGCUACAGAUAAGCAAGUAUUUUGUACUAUUUUUGCUAGUUAUAGUGACAGUUGUAACGGCAUUUUCUGCUGAAUUUCUUGUUAGUUCAAUUGAAGGAGUUGUCACGUCUCAUGGUUUAAGCAAAACCUUCAUUGGGUUAGUUUUACUACCUAUUAUUGGAAAUGCCGCUGAGCAUACAACUUCUGUCAAAAUUGCAAUGAAAGACAGAAUGGAUUUUGCUAUUAGCAUUGCAGUUAGCAGUUCAACACAAAUCGCAUUAUUUGUUACUUCUCUAUUAGUGAUAUUAGGAUGGAUUAUAGGUUAA
Messenger RNA from Racocetra persica, 548 nucleotides. The record is from the annotation of a GenBank genome assembly. Lineage: Eukaryota; Fungi; Glomeromycota; Glomeromycetes; Diversisporales; Gigasporaceae.